CGAGAGACUGCGCGGAGGGCGAGCCGAGGGACUCCAGCGCCGGCCGAGCCGAACCGGGGGGGCCGCCGACCUUCUGACAUGAUGUCCUACAUCAAGCAACCCCAUUACGCGGUCAACGGGCUCACCUUGGCCGGCCCGGGCAUGGACUUGCUCCAUUCGGCCGUCGGAUACCCCAGUAAAUGGUUUGCAUGCCCUGCAGCCACCCCACGGAAACAAAGGCGCGAGCGCACGACAUUCACUCGAGCCCAGCUGGAUAUUUUGGAGGCACUGUUCGCCAAGACUCGCUACCCGGACAUCUUCAUGCGCGAGGAAGUGGCCCUGAAGAUCAACCUGCCUGAAUCCCGAGUGCAGGUGUGGUUCAAGAACAGGCGGGCCAAGUGCCGCCAGCAGCAGCAGCAGAGCAGCGGCCAGGCCAAGGCCCGUCCGGCGAAGAAGAAGACCUCCCCCGCCCGCGAGACCAGCUCGGAGACCAGCACGAACGAGCAGUACAGCCCCCCGCCGGCCGGCACGUCGGUGACGCCCAGCUCCAGCGCCAGCGCCACCGUCUCCAUCUGGAGCCCGGCCUCCAUCUCGCCGAUCCCCGACCCCCUGUCCGCCUCGACCACCCCCUGCAUGCAGCGCUCCACCGCCUACCCCAUGACAUACACCCAGGCCCCUGGCUACACCCAGACCUAUGCCGGCUCGACCUCCUACUUCAGCGGCCUUGACUGCAGCUCCUACCUGUCCCCCAUGCACCCGCAGCUCUCUGCGCCCGGCGCCGCCCUGAGCCCCAUCGCCACCCCCACCAUGGGCAGCCACCUGAGCCAGUCGCCGGCCUCGCUCUCCAGCCAGGGCUAUGGGGCGGCGGGGCUGGGCUUCAGCUCGGUGGAUUGCCUAGACUACAAGGACCAGGCAGCAUCCUGGAAGCUCAACUUCAAUGCUACCGACUGCUUGGAUUACAAAGACCAAAGCUCUUGGAAAUUCCAGGUCUUGUGAAACGCCGUCCACACUGCGCCCCUCCGAAAAGCCGCCUCCCCCUUCGCGUAGCAUCUUGGGACAGCCUCUCCUGUCCACGCUUGGCACAAGACUCGCUGUUUCCCCUCUUGAUUUCCCAGGCUUCCCCCCACCCUCCUCCAGAAGAGGAGAGUUCUUCUUCUUUCUUUCCUCGACCAGGUUACACAGACUUUGGCAUCGCUCUGUUUUUGGCGCUGUUUCCGGAAGCUCUCAUCCGGCAACAGGUCAAGGAGAAGACGUCUAUGCAAAGGUAGGAACUCGUGUGCAGCCAUCGCUUCGUACACUCAGCCCUCAGACCUGCAGAUGCUUGGCCUGGAUUCAGCCACUGAAAUCUCCAGACAACCUCCCACUAGCUGGGAUAGCCUGCUGUAUCUUGAUCCCAGGGUUCCAAGCCUCGGGGGAUGAAUGGACCUGUCUGGCCACAAGCAGUAACAGAACAGUCGGGUUGGAGGUUGGAAUUUUCUCCUGGCACAUGCUUCGGCAUGUUCGAAAUGACAAUUUCUACAGCCAGAGCAAAGAGUGGACAAUGUUUUCAAGAGCAUUUCCUCUCAGAAGCCACGUCGGGUGCUCUCAGUCACUCGCGCUCUCCCUCAAUUCAUAUUGAACAACAGCAAGAAGAGUAGCUGAGUCGAUGGCCGAAAUCAGCGUGAGGAAGUUUCUCUAGCACCCAGCUCAUUUCAGUUGCCUGCCAUGUUACAGCAAUAAGAAGCAGAGGACAGUUUGCCAACCCUGUUAAGUAAAGAAAAAUACAUGGAACGUGGGCAGUGUCCUAUUCGCCAUCCAAAUCACAGUAUCUUAACUGCAGGAAUGAGGUGGAGCUGGCUUCUGCGCUGGUCUUGGCCUCUCUGUGCCGCAGUCUAAGUGAUCUUUUAGGGCCCCCUGGGCUGCAAGGCCCUGGAUUUUGGUUCCAGGGUCCAGCACUAGCCACGCCUCUGCAGAGAGGAGACCAGCAGAAUGGGAGAUGAAGCCAAGCUUCUUGUCGCUGCAUCUUCAUCGGAAGCGAGAUGCUCUCUGAAGGAAGCAUUAAAACAGACUGACAAGAACAUAAUUGCUUCUGUGCCCCCAUGCAUUAAGG
Varanus komodoensis (Komodo dragon) is the source of this 2068-nucleotide messenger RNA. RefSeq names its product cone-rod homeobox (gene CRX). Gene Ontology annotation, cellular component: nucleus. The record is from RefSeq and is a predicted model, not a curated record. Gene Ontology annotation, molecular function: DNA-binding transcription factor activity, RNA polymerase II-specific; RNA polymerase II cis-regulatory region sequence-specific DNA binding. The transcript is spliced from 4 exons. The coding region runs from base 79 to 975 and encodes 298 amino acids. NCBI's taxonomy places the organism in Eukaryota, Metazoa, Chordata, Lepidosauria, Squamata, Varanidae. Gene Ontology annotation, biological process: multicellular organism development; regulation of transcription by RNA polymerase II.